Molecule: messenger RNA, 1019 nt
Organism: Dissoconium aciculare CBS 342.82
Lineage: Eukaryota; Fungi; Ascomycota; Dothideomycetes; Mycosphaerellales; Dissoconiaceae
Product: glutathione-S-transferase theta, GST
Exons: 5
Coding region: 71-754 (227 amino acids)
Biological process (GO): translational elongation
Cellular component (GO): nucleus; cytoplasm
Source: RefSeq, a predicted model, not a curated record
GCUCCAAACAUCCCAUCGUGCACAUCAUCGCAACAAAUGAUCAAAUCCUGAUCCCCAAGCCCAUUCCUCUAUGGCUACCCCUAAAUUCGUUCUGUACGGGUACGACGACAAUCCUCGUACACUCAUCGUCAAAAUUGUGGCUGCUUCCGCGGGUAUUUCCUUGAAACAAUCACUAGUUGUGCCGAGAAUGGGCGUCAAUAAAACCUCGUAUAUGGAGCGUUUUCCUUUGUCUCAGGGCAAGAUUCCAGCCAUCCAAGGCCCAGGUAUCAUGCUGACCGAGACAAUUGCGAUCUGUCACUACUUCGCGAAAAUUCAGCCGGAAGCGCAUCUGCUAGGCUCGUCUGAAAGUCUUGACCAAGAGGCACUCGUCCUAAGCUUCGUGAGCUUCGCGAACCAGGAAUUACUGCAGACACUCGCUCGAUGGUUUCUACCACUUAUUCCCGGACUAAAGGACCCGGCGCCGUACGACUACGAUGCGAUCGAGAAAGGCAAGCAGGACAGUAUUCGUCUGUUGAACACUUUGGAGGGAGUUUUGUCCGACAAGAAAUGGCUUGUUGGGGAUGUCCCAACGCUCGCGGACAUUUUUGUUGCCGUCGUGGUGAGUCGGGGCUUGCAGUGGGUUCUUGGCCGAGAGUGGAGGGUGACACAUCCCUCCAUCAUGCGCCAUUUUGAGGCGGUGACGAGUCUCGAUGCGGUCACAGGCCUGAAUCACAAUUUUAAGUUGAUAGAGGUAGAGAUUCCGAACAAGCGUUGAGCCUGCGUCGUUUCGCGUACCGGAGCAACAUCGGAAUGGCUGGUCAUAUCAAAGCUUCAAUUUUCGAGGAAAAUGCAAAACAUGAAUUGAGGUCGACGUUAACCUGAUGGAAUGUGGGAGCGUCUAUAUGGUAGCAAUAAAACUUCUAAUUGGGUUGCAUGGUCUUCGCAAUGCUCGAUGCGACGUAUGCCAGGCUGCGCGAACUCAAUCCCGCGAUAGAGAGCCGUCCAGUAUCUUGAACAUACACCGCAUACUCGUCCCGAAG